Molecule: messenger RNA, 3996 nt
Organism: Myotis brandtii (Brandt's bat)
Lineage: Eukaryota; Metazoa; Chordata; Mammalia; Chiroptera; Vespertilionidae
Gene: EML1
Product: echinoderm microtubule associated protein like 1
Exons: 23
Coding region: 250-2607 (785 amino acids)
Biological process (GO): microtubule cytoskeleton organization
Cellular component (GO): mitotic spindle
Molecular function (GO): microtubule binding
Source: RefSeq, a predicted model, not a curated record
CAGGACAGACAGACAGACCUGGGCGGUGGGAGAUGGAAUGCCUCCAAGGCAUCUGGGCCCUGUGCUCAUCCUCACCACAGCGUCCGAAGGUGUCACCCCCCGUUUCCAGUGACUGUCCAGCGCUGCUUGCAUACCUCCAGGGACAGUGAGCUCACUACCAUACAGAACACCAAGAGCCAGCCCAGAGGGGGACACAGCCAGGACCAGCUCUGCCGACCGUGAGAUGACAGCGCCUCCGCGGCAAGUAGCAUGGAGGUGACGGACCGCAUCGCCUCCCUGGAGCAGCGGGUCCAGAUGCAAGAGGACGACAUCCAGCUGCUGAAGUCGGCCCUGGCCGACGUGGUGCGGCGGCUGAACAUCACGGAGGAGCAGCAGGCCGUGCUCAGCAGGAAAGGACCUACCAAAGCAAGACCCCUGGUGCAGACCUUGCCUUUAAGAACCACCGUCAACAACGGCACCGUGUUACCAAAGAAACCUAGUGGCUCUCUGCCGUCCCCCUCCGGGACCAGGAAAGAAACUGCUAUGCCGGCAAUAACCAAAAGCACCAUCAAGAGGACCAGCUCUUCGGAACGCGUGUCCCCUGGCGGCCGAAGGGAAAGCUACGGGGACUCCAAAGGCAACCGGAACCGCACGGGGUCCACCAGCAGCUCUUCGAGCGGCAAAAAGAACAGCGAAAGCAAACCCAAGGAGCCCGUCUUCAGCGCGGAAGAGGGCUACGUGAAGAUGUUCCUCCGCGGCCGCCCGGUCACCAUGUACAUGCCCAGGGACCAGGUGGAGUCCUACAACUUGGAAGCCAAAGUGGACCUUCCAACCAAGAGGCUCAAGCUGGAGUGGGUCUACGGGUACAGGGGCCGGGACUGUCGGAACAACCUGUACCUGCUCCCGACGGGCGAGACGGUGUACUUCAUCGCGUCCGUGGUGGUGCUGUACAACGUGGAGGAGCAGCUCCAGAGGCAUUACGCCGGCCACAAUGACGACGUGAAGUGCCUAGCAGUUCAUCCGGAUAAGAUUACAAUAGCAACAGGACAAGUCGCGGGCACUUCCAAGGAUGGGAAACAAUUGCCCCCACACGUGCGCAUCUGGGACUCUGUGACACUGAACACCCUGCACGUCAUUGGGGCCGGGUUUUUUGACCGAGCGGUCACCUGCAUCGCGUUCUCUAAAUCUAAUGGAGGGAGCAACCUGUGUGCUGUGGACGAUUCCAACGACCACGUGCUGUCGGUGUGGGACUGGCAGCGGGAGGAGCGGCUGGCGGACGUCAAGUGCUCUAAUGAAGCUGUGUUUGCCGUGGACUUCCACCCCACGGACACCAACAUCAUCGUCACCUGCGGAAAAUCACACCUCUACUUUUGGACGCUAGAAGGAAACUGCCUCAUUAAGAAGCAAGGAUUAUUCGAGAAGCAAGAGAAGCCAAAGUUUGUCCUCUGUGUGACUUUUUCUGAAAACGGCGACACCAUUACCGGAGACUCAAGUGGCAACAUCCUGGUCUGGGGAAAAGGUACGAAUCGAAUAAGCUAUGCCAUUCAAGGGGCCCACGAGGGUGGUAUUUUUGCACUUUGUAUGUUAAGGGACGGCACCCUGGUGUCGGGAGGCGGGAAGGACCGGAAGCUCAUUUCUUGGAAUGGAAACUAUCAGAAACUUCAUAAAACUGAGAUUCCAGAACAGUUUGGUCCGAUACGGACGGUGGCCGAGGGGAAAGGCGAUGUGAUCUUGAUAGGCACCACCAGGAACUUUGUCCUGCAGGGCACGCUGUCAGGGGACUUCUCGGCCAUCACUCAGGGUCACACUGACGAGCUCUGGGGACUGGCCAUCCACGCCUCAAAGCCCCAGUUCCUGACCUGUGGGCACGACAGACAUGCCACUCUCUGGGACGCCGUCGGUCACCGGCCCGUCUGGGACAAGAUAAUAGAGGAUCCAGCUCAGUCUUCUGGUUUUCAUCCUUCAGGGUCUGUGGUUGCAGUUGGAACACUGACCGGGAGGUGGUUUGUGUUUGACACAGAAACAAAAGACUUGGUCACCGUGCACACGGAUGGGAACGAGCAGCUGUCCGUCAUGCGGUACUCACCAGACGGGAAUUUCUUAGCAAUAGGCUCCCAUGACAACUGUAUCUAUAUCUACGGAGUCAGUGACAAUGGGCGGAAGUACACGCGAGUCGGCAAAUGCUCGGGUCAUUCCAGCUUCAUUACACACCUGGACUGGUCUGUAAACUCACAGUUCCUCGUGUCAAAUUCUGGAGACUACGAAAUUCUUUACUGGGUUCCCUCCGCAUGCAAGCAAGUCGUCAGUGUGGAAACUACAAGAGACAUCGAGUGGGCUACAUACACCUGCACUUUGGGAUUCCAUGUCUUUGGAGUGUGGCCCGAAGGCUCGGACGGGACCGACAUCAAUGCCGUCUGUCGGGCCCACGAGAAGAAAGUCCUGUCGACGGGCGAUGACUUCGGCAAAGUGCACCUCUUCUCUUACCCUUGUUCGCAGUUCAGGGCCCCCAGCCACGUGUACAGUGGGCACAGCAGUCACGUCACCAACGUUGACUUCCUCUGUGAUGACAGCCACCUCAUCUCCACGGGCGGCAAAGACACCAGCAUCAUGCAGUGGCGGGUCAUUUAGUGCCGGCGGGGACCCGGGAGCAGUGCAGGCCCCGAGGCACAGACUCGGUUACUCGGUCACUGUGAUUUCUGUUUUGUUUGAAAAGUUCUCACAAACCUCAGGAAAACCACUCCCUGUACCGGUUACCUUAGCGUAGUGGAUCAGUGAGCGCCACGUCGGAUCAGCAGUUCAGGUUUCUCUGUUGUACAAUAUAUAAAACACAUGUAAUGUAAAAAAAAAAAAAGCCAAGGUUUACAGCACGGCGACAUCAACAGGUUAACUGGUAUAUCCUUCCUACCUUUUCUAUGAACUCUUCGAAACGGUCACAGAAUGCCUUCAGAUACUGUACGCAGGCUUGACUCGCUCACCAUGGAGCCUGCGAGGCCGGUGUUUAUGAGAAUGAGGUACUGAAUCACGAUCACUGUUGCUUAAUUGGUCCUAAAGGGACACACGGAUUGAGUAGAGGGAAGAACCGACUGCACAGCUGAGUCAGGAAAUGCAGCUAUGACUUCCUUUGGUUCCAUUGUCUACGGUUCCAUUCAGUUCUCCCUCUGGGAGGCGGGUGGGAAGGGGGUUGAUUAACGGUUCAGCCGGGGAUACAGGCAUUUCAGAGUUGCAGCUAGACUGCCGGCCGAGCCCAAUGCAGUCAGCCCUGACACCCCCGUGAAUGGCGCCCCCGGUGGUCCCCGUCCACCUGCCCCGUCAGUGGAGACAUUUGGUCACCUUCCUCUGUAUAUUAAUUGGCAUGAUAUGGUAUUGUACUUGUAUAGGAUUUUAGGGAUUCAAAAUAAAUACGUAAGGCUAGGCUUUACUAUUUUAUGCUUAUGGACAUUGUAUAUUUGUAUUUUAAGACCAAGUAGACCAAGUCAAAAAGAUACCACAAACCUGCAGCAGGGAGUCUGGGAGGCUCCGCCAGGUACGCAAGGCAGCUUCUUUCCUGUCUUCUGUGCCUGGCCGGCUCGCUUGGCGAUGAAAUGAGAUUGCGUUCUGAUGAGUAAAACGUAGGCGGCAUCCAUUUGUCAAGAAGGCCUUAUCCAUUUCGAUUGUGAGGUAGACUGAAAUGUAUUGUUUACAUUGAGGAAUGUAUCUCAGAUUUUAAAAUAGAAGAGUAAUAAGCAGACUUUAAAAACAAAUAUUAAGGUUUUUACUUGUUCUAGGCAAGUAAAUGUUGAGCUGUCUGGACUCAGCCCUGGCUGUCCUGCCAGCCGAUUUGGUCACGACACUGCGAAGCGUUGUGAUGACAGACAGCUCCCGGCUGCUGCGGACAGGGCACCAGUGAACAUGUGUUAAAGGUGAAUCUGUUUGUAUGUAUCCUUAUCAAAUAUAUUCUGUAAUGAAAUAAAAUCUGAAAAGUGGAUUUCUUAUUGACCUAUAAUCAUGAAAGUAUAUAAAUUAAAAUAUUUAAAAUUA